AUGCACCGGCUGCGUCUUGAGAUCGGCCCUUAUCCUCGGGUGGAACAGAGGUGCAGAGAGAGGUUCGACCGGAUGAUGUGCAGUUGGAAUCCAACACGGUGCAGGAUCAGGCUGCGGAGCUCUACUGAAUCCUUUCUGGUAUCUUUUGGUCAUGCGGACUUCCUCUCCAGGGGUCUGAGACCCUUCUUGAAGGCACCCUGCAAGGAAGCUUCUCGACAUGCAGGAGAUUCUUGUGAAUUACCAGUUGCGGAUUGCAAGUUCACGCUGAACCUGCUGGACGACCUUUCUAGAAGUGUGUCACUUGGUGGCCACGAUCGACGCCGCUACCGGUCGGAAAAAUCGUUGAAGGGCAUGGCGGGACCACCUAGAGUCAAGUCAACAGCAUGGCACGAGUUGAACCUGGGCCAGGGGAGUGGUUGUAAUGGAGACGCUGCUCUCGACUCACGCUCCCGACCAGAGCAGCGUGGUGCGGUCUCUGACACUGUGAUUGCAGCCAUGGAUGCACUGGUCAGAUCGCAGGAGCAGAUCACAGGUACACGAAUGUCAUGGAAUAUUUGGCCCAGCACCAGGCUGGAUGCAACCCGUGUCAUCGUGCCGUUGGGCUGCCUCUACACCCCUCUGAAGGAGACAGAAGGCCUUCAGCUGGUGGAGUACGAGCCUGUUAUUUGCAAGGGACGAGACUGCGGAGCUGUACUGAAUCCUUUUUGUUAUGUGGACUUCCACUCCAAGAGUUGGACGUGCCCAUUUUGCCACACUCGAAAUCGUUUUCCUCAGCACUAUGCAGAUCACAUAACGGAGACGAAUCUGCCGGCAGAGCUCCUUCAGAUGUGCUCUACCAUCGAGUACAUUAUUCCAUCGGUCGCCUGCCAGCCGCCAGUUUUCUUGCUAGUCUUGGACACUGCGCUCAUCGAAGAAGAGCUUGACCAAGCAAAGGACUCUCUCCAGCAGUCGCUGGCCAUGAUGCCGCAAAACGCUUUGGUCGGCUUUAUUACCUUCGGUGCUAUGUGCUACGUCCACGAACUGGCCUCCACUACGCUGCCCAAGGCUUAUGCCUUCCGCGGUGGAAAAGAAUACACUGCGCAGCAGGUGGCCUAUCAGUUGGGCUUCGCGUUGAAGAAUGAUCCCAGAGGGACCAUGGGUGCCCAAGCAGCAAGGAGAUUCUUGUUGCCAGUUGCGGACUGUGAGUUCACUCUGAACUCCCUGCUUGACGACCUUUCUAGAGAUGCAUGGCCGCUUGGUGGCCACGAUCGACGACCUUACAGGUGCACAGGAGCAGCCUUGAGCGUAGCACUCGGUUUGGUGGAAGCUACGUGCCCACAAGGCAGUGUGCGCGUGACGCUGCUGGUUGGCGGUCCGUGCAACGUUGGCCCCGGCAUGGUCGUUGGCGAGGAGCUCGCAGAGACCAUCAGAUCCCACUUAGACCUUCAGAAGGAGACGCCGAAUGCCAAGCACACGAAGAAGGCGUUGAAAUUCUACGCUUCACUUGCCUCAAGGGCUGUGGCUUGCGGCUUCGCCGUCGACAUUUUUGCGUGCUCUCUCGACCAGGUCGGCCUUUACGAGAUGAAAGUCAUCUCUGACAAAACUGGCGGCUACAUGGUCAUGAGCGACUCCUUCAGCAUGCACGUCUUCAAGGACUCCUUUAGGAAGAUCUUCGAGCCGGACGAGACGGGCUACCUGAAGCUUGGCUUCAACGCGAAGAUCGAGGUUUUCACCUCCAGGGAAUUCAAAUGCUGUGGUGCAGUUGGCGGUUUAUCGUCUCUCGGCAAGAAGGGGCCCUGUGUUGCGGAGACUGAAAUCGGUGAAGGCAACACUUGCCAGUGGGUUGCCGGCUCCCUUGAUCGCAACACGACUAUUGGUUUCUACUUCGACAUUGCCCAGGCGGCCACCGCAGCUGCGGGUAAGCAAGCCUUUUUGCAGUUUCAGACUUGCUAUUUGCAUCCUUCGGGCAGGAAGCGCCUCAGGGUAACUACUGUGUCCCAUCGCUUCACGGAUGCGCAGAUGAGCGACAUCCAGCAAGGCUUUGACCAGGAGGCUGCGGCUGUGCUGAUGGCCCGCUAUGCGGUCUUCAAGUGCGAGAAUGAGGAUCCCCUGGAUGUGCUGCGAUGGGUGGACCGAAUGCUGAUCCGACUCUUAGCUGCACUAGGAUGGUUGCUCGGAGGUCCUGCCGGGCCCGUGCCCGGCUUCUGCGUGGCUCAGGGCUUCUAG
Molecule: messenger RNA, 2205 nt
Organism: Symbiodinium sp. CCMP2592
Lineage: Eukaryota; Dinophyceae; Suessiales; Symbiodiniaceae
Source: the annotation of a GenBank genome assembly